This is a messenger RNA of Lodderomyces oxycetoniae, 1731 nucleotides long. RefSeq lists its product as uncharacterized. The transcript has 3 exons. NCBI's taxonomy places the organism in Eukaryota, Fungi, Ascomycota, Pichiomycetes, Serinales, Debaryomycetaceae. Gene Ontology annotation, biological process: transmembrane transport. Gene Ontology annotation, cellular component: membrane. Gene Ontology annotation, molecular function: transmembrane transporter activity. The record is from RefSeq and is a predicted model, not a curated record. The coding region runs from base 1 to 1731 and encodes 576 amino acids.
AUGUCCUCGCUAUCUUCUUCUACCGAAAAGAAAGUUGCUUCAAAAAUCAGCGACGCUGUUCAAGAGGAGUUAGACUAUGUUGUUUCAAAUAAGAUAACCCAACACCAAGCAAAUAUUAGAAACUUGGAUUCUUUAGCAAAGGGAACGAAUGAGAAGAAUAAGCUACGUUUAUUACAAGAGGCGCAAGCUAAUUUAGAGUUUCUGGCAGAUACAGGGUAUGCGUCAGAAUUAAGAAGAGAUUUCAGCUUGUUAUCGUUAUUGGGUAUUGGAUUCGGAAUUACAAACUCAUGGUUUGGUGUAAGUGGCUCCCUAGUGGCAGGAAUAAUGUCCGGAGGACCAAUGGUGAUAACUUAUGGUAUAAUGAUACUUGCAGUGAUUGCAACAUGCAUUGGAAUUACCUUGAGUGAGAUGGCAUCGGCUUUUCCCAAUGCCUCAGGUCAGAUUUAUUGGACAAUGAGACUAGCACCUCCAAGAUGGUCCAGGCUAUUGUCAUAUAUCACUGGUGCUUUAUCAUGGUUGGGAUCAUUAUUCACUGCUGCGUCUGUCACCAUGGCUUUUUCCACUGCAGUGAUGGGAAUGUAUGUAUUAGUUCAUCCCGAUAAAACAAUCCAAAGCUGGCAAGUUUUUAUUGCUUAUGAGAUUACAAACUUGUCGUUAAUUGUGUUUAAUAUUUGGGAGAAACCGUUACCAUUGAUAUCAACGGUAGCACUAUACACUUCCUUGUCUUCCUUUAUUAUCAUUAUCAUCACCGUUUUGGCAAUGCACGAGGGCGAUUUCCAAAAGCCCAGUUUUGUGUUUGUUGAAUUUCAAAAUGGCACGGGAUGGAGUUCUGGUGCAAUUGCAUUCAUUGUUGGUUUAAUAAAUCCAAAUUGGAGUUUCUCGUGCCUCGACGCGGCAACCCAUAUUGCUGAAGAGUCAUUAAAUCCAGCGGUGCAAGUACCACAAGCUAUCCUUUUAACUGUUAUAGUCGGAUUCCUUACUGCUUUUCCAUACUGCAUUGCUAUCUUUUUUUGUAUCAAGGACUUGGACGCCAUUUUCAAUUCCAAUACUGGUGUUCCAAUCAUGGAUAUCUUUUAUCAAUCAACAAACUCAAAAGCUGCUGCGUUAGGUUUGCAAAUGCUAGUGAUGCUUACAGCAUACACUUGCAACAUUGCAAUCCAUACUUGGCAAGCGAGGAUUUGUUGGAGUUUUGCCAGAGACGGUGGCUUGCCUUUCUCCAAAUUUUUGGCACGAGUCAAUUCCAAAACCGGUACUGUUAUUAAUGCGCACUUGUUUUCGUGUUUUUGGAACGGCAUUAUUGGAUUCAUUUACUUGGGAUCUUCGACGGCAUUCAACUCCGUCUUAGUUUCAUGCGUCACAUUUUUGCUUCUCUCGUACCUUGUGCCAACUGUGCUUUUCGUAUUCAAAAGGAAUCAAAUAAAGCCUGGUCCCUUUUUUUUGAAAAAAUAUAACAUUGGUUUAUGCUGCAACUUGGUCUUGUGUGCUUGGGCUAUCAUUGCAUUUAUUUUUUACAAUUUCCCAUACACAAUGCCGGUAAGCGGUGGGAACAUGAACUAUUCUUCGGCUGUAUUUGGUAUUAUUUUUGUAAUUUGUUCUUUUGAUUGGAUGCUUAGAGGAAGAAAGGAGUAUAUUGGUAUACAAGAAAGAGAAUUGAUCAAGAAUGAACUCACCCUGGCGCUUACACACCAGUUAUCAAACAUUGAAUCUACAAUGUCGCCCAAACCAGAAUAA